Messenger RNA from Heterocephalus glaber (naked mole-rat), 1522 nucleotides. RefSeq names its product lecithin-cholesterol acyltransferase (gene Lcat). Gene Ontology annotation, biological process: lipid metabolic process. Lineage: Eukaryota; Metazoa; Chordata; Mammalia; Rodentia; Bathyergidae. The record is from RefSeq and is a predicted model, not a curated record.
CGCCAAGGGAAGAAGGCAGAACUGAACCCAGGCCCAGAGCCGGCUCCCUGAGGCUGUGCCCCUUCCUGGCAAUGGCCACCCCCAUUGGCCAGGCUGUCCCUCCCACCAGCCCUGGGGCCCCUCCCACUCUCAUACCAGAUAAGGCCAGCCCAAGGCUGCUUCAUCUGGAGUAGGCACUGGGCUGGAAUGGGGCCGCCCGGCUCCCCAUGGCAAUGGGUGCUGCUGCUACUGCUGCUCCCCCCUGCUUCCCCUUUCUGGCUCCUCAAUGUGCUCUUCCCCCCGCACACCACGCCUAAGGCUGAACUCAGUAACCACACACGGCCAGUCAUCCUCGUGCCUGGCUGCCUGGGGAAUCAGCUAGAAGCCAAGCUGGAUAAACCGGAUGUGGUGAACUGGAUGUGCUACCGCAAGACAGAGGACUUCUUUACCAUCUGGCUGGAUCUCAAUAUGUUUCUACCCUUUGGGGUGGACUGCUGGAUUGAUAAUACCAGGGUUGUCUACAACCGAAGUUCUGGACGUGUGUCUAAUGCCCCUGGUGUAGAGAUCCGUGUCCCUGGCUUUGGCAAGACCUACUCUGUUGAGUACUUGGACAGCAACAAGCUAGCAGGUUACAUGCACACCCUGGUACAGAAUCUGGUCAACAAUGGGUAUGUGCGGGAUGAGACAGUGCGGGCUGCCCCCUAUGACUGGCGCCUGGAGCCCAGCCAGCAGGAGGAGUACUACCAGAAGCUGGCCAGGCUCGUGGAGGAGAUGUAUGCUGCUUAUGGGAAGCCUGUCUUCCUCAUUGGGCACAGCCUUGGCUGCCUUCAAUUACUCUAUUUUUUGCUGCGUCAGCCCCAGUCAUGGAAGGACCACUUCAUUGAUGGCUUCAUCUCACUUGGGGCUCCCUGGGGCGGUUCUACCAAGCCAAUGCUGGUUUUGGCCACAGGUAACAACCAAGGCAUCCCGCUCAUGUCCAGCAUCAAGCUGAGAGAGGAACAGCGAAUAACGACGACUUCCCCCUGGAUGUUUCCCUCCUACCAGGUGUGGCCUGAGGGCCAUGUGUUCAUUUCCACACCAAGCUUCAACUACACAGGCCGUGACUUCCAGCGCUUCUUUGCUGACCUGCAUUUUGAGGAUGGCUGGUACAUGUGGCUACAGUCACGUGACCUGCUGGCAGGCCUCCCAGCACCUGGUGUGGAAGUAUACUGUCUAUACGGUGUGGGGCUAUCUACCCCCAGCACCUACAUCUAUGACCACGGCUUCCCCUACUCAGACCCCGUGAAUGUGAUUUAUGAAGACGGUGAUGACACAGUGGCCACACGCAGCAGUGAGCUCUGUGGCCUCUGGCAGGGCCGCCAACCACAGUCUGUAUACUUGCUGCCCAUGAAUGGGACACAGCACCUCAAUAUGGUGUUCAGCAACCAGACACUGGAGUACAUCAAUGCCAUCCUACUGGGUGCCUACCGCCAGGGCACCCCUGCACCCCCAACUGCCAGCCCAGGGCCCCUGCCCCCUGAAUAAAAGACCUUUCCUGCUGUAA